CACACUUUGAAAUCUGUUGAAACAUCUCCAAAUCCUCUAAAGUCUCCAACACAGUGAAACGACAGCGUUUGGGGUAUAAGCCAAGAACCGUAAUCACCGUACACCACUAACCUUUUUGCACGGUCUCUCUACUCUCCUCAACUUCAAAAACUCCUCCCUUUGUGAUUCCUUCAUCACAAGAAGAGAAAACCUCUUCUGCAUUGCUCCUCCAUCUCCGAUUUGUUCCCGGGAAAAUUGAGACUCUUCAUUUUCCGAGGAAAGGAAAGUAAAUUAGUUAACUGUACUUGUAGGAUCUGUGGACCUUUCUAAUCCCUUUCGAAAACCCUCGCCUUCGCGGAUUUGGGGACGGACUUUUUUUCUCCGGCGAGCUUGAUUAAUGACUACUAGUUGAUUCUGGACUUUUGAGAUUGUUUUCUAAUGGAGAGAUCUAGAUCGAAGAGGAACUAUCACUAUGACCAGGACUAUGAUGGAGAUUCCAUGGCCAGGUCUAAACCUCGCUACAACAACAAUAACUACCACUUUGGCGGCGGAGCAGGAGGAGGAAAUAUUAGAUACCGUGGCGGCGGCGGUGGAAACGGCCGGCCAUCGAAGUCCCACCCGGAAACAAUGGCGACGACGACCUAUCGAGUCCUCUGCCACGACGCCAAAGCAGGCGGAGUCAUCGGUAAAUCAGGGUCAAUCAUCAAGUCGAUACGACAGCACACCGGCGCGUGGAUCAACGUUCACGAGCUAGUUCCCGGAGACACAGAGCGUAUCAUCGAGAUUUCCGAUAACCGCCGCCGUGAUCCUGACGGGAGAAUGCCGUCCUUCUCCCCUGCUCAGGAGGCUUUGUUCAGUGUUCACGACAGGAUUUUGGAGAGCGAGGCUCAGUUUGGGUACGGUGUAGCUCCGCCGCCGGAGGAGGAGGAGGAUUACGGCGGAGUUAGACCCGGAGGAGGGAGAGUGGUGACGAGGCUAGUGGUUUCGAGGAUACAUGUGGGUUGCUUGUUGGGUAAAGGUGGGAAGAUUAUCGAGCAGAUGAGGAUCGAAACUAAGACUCACAUUCGGAUUUUGCCAAGAGAAAGCAACUUACCUCGUUGUGUUUCCCUCUCUGAAGAGAUUGUUCAGAUCGUAGGUGAACCUGAAGCAGUGAAGAACGCUUUAGCCAUUGUAUCAUCGCGUCUAAGAGAGAGUCAACAUCGUGAUCGAAGUCAUUUCCAAGGCCGUAUACAUUCACCGGAACGGCCUUUCCCACCUGCUGAUGAUUACAUUCCGCAGCAAAGAAGACAACCAACAGAGAGGUUUCAUCAUGGCGGCGGCAAUUACAGGAACAACAGUUUCAACUCUCGUCAAUCCGACUACGCAGCAGAAGCUCCAUCGGUUCCAGCUGGUGACAAUGCGCAGCCUUUCUACGCGGAAGAGCUUGUGUUCCGGAUGCUAUGUCCCGUCGACAAGAUUGUUCGUGUUGUUGGAGAACCGCAAGGGAUAGUAGAUUUGCUUCAGAACGAGAUUGGCGUGGACAUGAGCGUAUCUGAACCUGUUGCUGGAUCUGAUGAACAGAUAAUAACCAUUUCUUCUGAAGAGGCACCUGAGGACCAGCUUUUCCCUGCGCAAGAAGCUUUGUUGCACAUUCAGACUCGGAUCGUGGACCUUAUCCCUGAUAAAGACAACCUUAUAACAACGAGACUGCUUGUCUCAUCUAGAGACUCAGUAUGUUUGGAAGGGAAAGCUGGAUCUGUAUCUGAGAUAUCACGUUUGACGGGAGCAAACGUGGAGAUCCUCUCUAGGGAAGAGAUUCCCCGAUGUGUAUCCGUCAAUGAUGUUGUUGUACAGAUUGCUGGAGAGAUCAGAGCAGCUCGUGAUGCACUUGUUGAACUAACCUUACGAUUGAGGGGUUAUCUGUCCAAGGAGCUCUCUCAAAAGGAGACACCACCUGCUUCCACAUCCACAACUGGCCCGCUUGAAGGUGUUGCAGGAGUGAUAGAGGUAGCUUCGUCAAACAACACAACUCAAUCCCGUGAUGGUCUUACUGGUUCCAAUCUGAACUUGCAGCAGUUUAAGGAAGGAUCAUUUGCGAAGGCGGCUGAAAGUGAACACCGGGACGAGGCUCCCGUCACGACAAGCAGGAUGUCGGUGCCACUUGUUACUAGAAGCACUCUUGAAGUUGUCUUACCGGACCAGGCUGUUCAUAAGCUUAUUACGAAAUCAAGAAACAAGCUUGCACAUAUCAGUGAGUGGUCUGGAGCUAGCGUAACCUUAGUUGAAGACCGACCGGAAGAAACACAGAACAUCAUUCGAAUUUCGGGUACACCAGAGCAGGCGGAGAGAGCACAGAGCUUGCUUCAGGGCUUCAUCUUGAGCAUACAAGAGGAUGGACCCUGAAGAUGGACCUGAUCAUCGGUUAAGACAGGGAUGAGAUCAAAGAAACUGAGAAAUGUGGAGUUUGUAUGAAUCUGCUGAGUAUUAGGAUUUCAAUGGAAGCGUGAGCAUUAACGGGUUGAGGUUUGUAGAUGAACAUUUUGAACUUCUCUUUGGUUUCUAUGUUGUCUAUUAGCCUCUUUUCCAUUGUUUUGUAACCUAUAAAAGUUAUAAAAAAUUUAGUCUCAAUUACUUAUUAAAGACUAAAUUUUCUUUUUCUUUUUGCAUUCAUCUUCA
This is a messenger RNA of Thlaspi arvense, 2634 nucleotides long. NCBI's taxonomy places the organism in Eukaryota, Viridiplantae, Streptophyta, Magnoliopsida, Brassicales, Brassicaceae. The record is from the annotation of a GenBank genome assembly.